CGGCUCGCAGUCUCUAAAUUAUUACUGAACGCUAUAUAUUUUCUUUCACUGAAUUAUUUAGAAAUAAAUAUUAUCUUAAAACGAAACGAGCUAUAAUUCAUCGCAAUGCCUGAAGUGGCAUUAAGAGAUACAGAUGUUAAACACAAAAAUGGUUCUGCCAUAAAAAUUCAAGGGGAUGUGUCACCCUCUGAAUCAUCCAGAAGUUCAUCACCUAAGAGUAUAUCACCAUGCAGUGACCGAGGUUCUACCAGAUACAGAUGUAAACCAAAAUAUAGUCGAUUAAUUGACAGAAUCAAUCAAAGGAAACUAUCAGGAGAUUCCUGGUUUUCUUUGGAAUUUUUUCCUCCCAGAACAAAUAAUGGAGCUCUUAAUUUAAUACAAAGGUUUGAAAGAAUGGCACGAGGUAAACCACUAUUCUGUGAUAUUACUUGGCAUCCUGCAGGUGAUCCUGGUAAUGUAGAUACACCUACUAGCUCCACCUGUAUCUCUGGUACCAUGGUCAACUACUGUGGUAUUGAGACUAUGUUACACAUGACCUGUUGUGGCCAGAGCGUUGAAACUAUAAAAGAUCAUUUACAGAAGGCUAAAGAUUUAGGAAUCCGAAAUAUUCUGGCUUUACGAGGAGAUCCUUUAGUUGAUGAUGGAGAUUGGAAGUAUGUAGAAGGUGGUUUAAAUUAUGCUACUGAUCUAGUCAAAUUGAUCAAAGAAGAACAUGGAGAUUAUUUUGUUAUCUGUGUCGCUGGCUACCCUACUGGACAUCCAGAAUGUACAUCCUAUGAAGAUGAUUUGAAAUACUUAAAAGAAAAAGUUGAUGCUGGAGCUGAUUUCAUCAUCACUCAGUUAUUCUUUGAAGCUGAGACGUACUUAAAAUUUCUCCAAGACUGUCGUGAUAUUGGAAUAACUUGUCCUAUAGUUCCUGGCAUUUUACCAAUUCAGGCUUACCAAUCACUCCGGCACAUUGUCAAAUUAUCAAAACUAGAGGUUCCUCAAGAAAUUAUUGACGCUAUAAACCCUAUCAAAGAAAAUGACGCCGCUAUAAGAAAUUUCGGUAUAGAUUUAUGUGUGGACCUUUGUAAGCAUGUGUUGGCUUCGGGAGAUGUUGGAGGACUCCAUUUCUAUACACUAAAUCGCGAAGUUGCAACCAUUGAAAUUCUCAAAAGACUAGGAAUGUGGACGGAGGAGGUUCGUCGACCGUUGCCAUGGAAACUCACAGCAAAUCAUGCUAGGUGCAAGGAAGAAAUUCGUCCAAUUUUCUGGGCCGGUCGUCCUAACAGUUAUGUAUAUAGAACUUCUAACUGGGACGAAUUUCCCAAUGGACGAUGGGGCAAUUCAUCUGCUGCCUCCUUCGGUGAUUUAAAAAGAUAUCAUUUAUUCUAUUUAAAAAGUAACUCGGCUAAAGAAAGUUUGUUAGAAAUGUGGGGCAGUGAAUUAAGGCGAGAAGAAGAUGUAUGGGAUGUCUUCUACAGAUAUAUUACUGGCAAGAAAAAUGAAGCUGGUUUGCAGGUAACAGAGAUUCCCUGGAAUGAUGAUGAAAUGUCUGCAGAAACAGCUAUUAUAGCAGAUCAACUGGCUGAAAUCAACAAACAAGGAGUAUUAACUAUCAACUCUCAACCAGCUAUCAAUGCUGCUCCAUCUAAUGAUCCUAGUGUGGGAUGGGGAAAUCCUAAUGGUUAUAUCUUCCAAAAGGCUUAUUUAGAAUUUUUCACUUCACCAGAGAAUGUUGAAGCAUUAAAAGAGAUUUUGACAGAUUAUCCUCUGGUUAACUAUCAUAUUUUAAAUCAUAGUGGUGAUGCAGACUACACAAAUUGCGAUGAAUCCGAACCAAUAGCUGUGACCUGGGGUGUUUUUCCUGGUAGAGAAAUUAUACAACCUACAGUAGUUGAUCCUAUAGCUUUUAAAUCUUGGAAGGAUGAAGCUUUUGCUUUAUGGAUGGAAACCUGGGGAAAGCUUUACCCAGCUGAUUCUCCAUCAAGGGAAAUAAUUCACUCAAUCCAGAAGCGAUACUAUUUAGUUAAUCUGGUAGAUAAUGAGUUUCCUAAACCAUCCUGUUUAUGGGAAAUCGUGAACAAAAUGUUGUCUAGAGCUAAUGUUAACCUCAGUGAUUAUGAUAGUGUUGAUGAAUAGAUCAAAAACAAAAAGUUAAAAAUGUAAAUACUGCAGAGUAGUUAUGAACAUUUUUGACUUUAUUAAGAAUUGGAAUCACUCUAUGCUGUAGAUGAAAAAUGACACCUGUUCAUGAACAGAUCUGAAAUGUGCUUCAGCACUGUUGUAAAUACAAACACAUUAAUAUUAACUUCUGUUAUCAAAACAGACAAAUAGUGUGUUGUAAUCUGAGUAUCCAGACCAAUAUAAUGAUACUAUUAAACACAUUUUGUGUAACUUUUGUUGUGAAACAGAUAGAAAGUCACCUGUUCCAUAUGAAACAUAGUAUAUAUAAUGUAUAACUUCUGUUGUAAAUUCUGUUAUAAAUAAUAAUAUGUUAUCUGAUAUUAAUAUAUACAGGUAUUUUCUUCUGUUAUUUAACAGUGCUGAUAAUUAUGUCCUGAAGCAUUAUGUUGUAUACAAUUGUGUAGCUUCUGUUAUUAAAACAGAUAUAUGUUUAAUAAAUACUAUAUUGAUAUUUCUGUUACAUAACAGAUAUGAAAGUAUUAUACUAUAUCUUUAAAACCAGGAUAUGAUAUUAUGGACUAAACAGAUUUGUGUUUAAUAAAUAUUCCAUUGAUAUUUCUGUUACAUAACAGAUAUGAAAGUAUUAUACUAUAUCUUUAUAAAUAUGAUAAUGAUAUUGCCUAUAGAUUUUGUUGUUUUUAACAGAUUAUUAAGUUGUUAUGUUCUUGUUUAUGUUUAAGAUCAAAUGAAGUAUUUUGUAUAAAUAAUAAUUGUUUUAUUAUUGGUAUACUUAGCAUAAAGUAAAGGAAUUGCUUCAUCUUUUU
This is a messenger RNA of Lottia gigantea (owl limpet), 2933 nucleotides long. RefSeq lists its product as hypothetical. The transcript is spliced from 11 exons. The record is from RefSeq and is a predicted model, not a curated record. NCBI's taxonomy places the organism in Eukaryota, Metazoa, Mollusca, Gastropoda, Lottiidae. Gene Ontology annotation, cellular component: cytosol. The coding region runs from base 106 to 2124 and encodes 672 amino acids. Gene Ontology annotation, biological process: tetrahydrofolate interconversion. Gene Ontology annotation, molecular function: FAD binding; methylenetetrahydrofolate reductase [NAD(P)H] activity.